Messenger RNA from Cynocephalus volans (Philippine flying lemur), 3075 nucleotides. It is a transcript of the gene ENG, whose product is annotated as endoglin. Gene Ontology annotation, cellular component: cell surface. Bases 324 to 2351 code for a protein of 675 amino acids. The record is from RefSeq and is a predicted model, not a curated record. Gene Ontology annotation, biological process: transforming growth factor beta receptor signaling pathway; vasculogenesis; epithelial to mesenchymal transition. Gene Ontology annotation, molecular function: type II transforming growth factor beta receptor binding; transforming growth factor beta receptor activity; transforming growth factor beta binding. The transcript is spliced from 16 exons. Lineage: Eukaryota; Metazoa; Chordata; Mammalia; Dermoptera; Cynocephalidae.
ACCCCAGCCUCCAUCUGCGUCCACAGGCCAGGACCAGUGCCGGUGCAGCUGCUGCUGUCCCCAGGAGCCCAGCACCCCCUCCCCGCCCAUCCAUCAGCCAGCGGUCCCCCGCCUGGCCCUGCGUCCCUGUGCCCCUGUGCCCACUUCCCACUUCUCCUGACCCCUCGGCCGCCACCCCAGAAGGCUGGAGCAGGGACGCCGUUGCUCCAGCUGCCUGCUCCCUUCGGGUCCCCGCGUGAGCCCACGCCGGCCUUGGUGCCCACCCGCAGCCCUGCCCCUGGACACCGGAUAAGUCCCAGCGCACAGAAUCCCGGGUGGACAGCAUGGACCGUGGCAUGCUCGCCUUGGCCGCAGCCCUGCUGUUGGCCGUCUGCAGCCUCAGCCCCACAAGUGUUGCAGAAACCAUCCAUUGUGACCUUCAGCCUGUGGACCCCAAGAGGGGCGAGGUGACAUAUACCACCAGCCAGGUCUCUGAGGGCUGUGUGGCUCAGGUCCCCGAUGCUGUCCUCGAAGUCCACGUCCUCUUCCUGAAGUUUCCAAAUCUCCCAUCCCAGGAGUUCUCACAACUGGAGCUGACUCUCCAGGCAUCCAAACACAAUGGCACCUGGCCCCGAGAGGCGCUUCUGGUCCUCAGUGUGAACAAUAAUGUCUUCCUGCAGCUCCACACCCUGGGAAUCCCACUCUACUUGGCCCACAACCCGUUGGUCAUCUUCCAAGAGUCCCCAGGAGUGAACACCACACAGCUACCACCCUUUACUACCAAGAGCCAGAUCCUCGAGUGGGCAGCAACGAAGGGCCCCAUCGCUUCUGCUGCUGAGCUGGACAAUCCCCGCAGCAUCCUCCUCCGUCUGGGCCAAGAUGAGGAAACAGAGGACCGGGGACUUGCCCAGGGUCACUCGGCAGCCCCGAGGUCAUCGUCCUUUUGCAUGCCGAAAGACGGCCAGGACAUGGGCCGCACUCUCGAAUGGCAAAGUGCCCCGGCCUCGGUCCGGGGCUGCCGCUUGGAAGGCGUGGCCGGCCACAAGGAGGCGCACAUCCUCAGGGUCCUGCCGGGCCCCUCCGCCGGCAAGCCCCAGACCGUCACGGUGAAGGUGGAACUGAGCUGCGAGUCUGGGCAUCUCGACGCCGUCCUCAUCCUUCAGGGUCCACCCUACGUGUCCUGGCUCAUCGAUGCCAAUCACACCAUGCAGAUCUGGACCACUGGAGAAUAUUCCUUCAAGAUCUUUCCAGAAAAGAGCAUGCUUGGCUUCGUGCUCCCAGAUACACCAGAAGGCCUGCUGGGGGAGGCCCGGAUGCUCAACGCCAGUGUCAUAGCGUCCUUUGUGGAGCUCCCUCUGGCCAGUGUCGUCUCCCUGCGGGUCCCCGGCUGUGGAAGUGGGCUGCAGACCUCACCCGCACCGGUCCAGACCACCCCUCCCAAGGACAGCUGCAGCCCGGAGCUGCUCAUGUCCCUGAUCCAGCCGAAGUGCACCAAUGACGCCAUGACUCUGGUACUCAAGAAAGAUCACCUUGAGGCUCUGAAGUGCAUCAUCACGGGUCUGACCUUCUGGGACCCCAGCUGCCAGGCUGAGGACAGCAAUGACCAGUUUGUCUUGCGCAGCACCUACUCCAGCUGUGGCAUGGAAGAGACAGGAAAUAUGAUCAGCAAUGAGGUGGUCGUCAAUUUCCUGUCGAGCUCAUCACCACAGCGGAAAAAGGUGCACUGUGUCAACACGGAAAGCCUCUCCUUCCAGCUGGGCCUCUACCUCAGCCCGCACUUCCUCCAGGCCUCCAGCACCAUGGAGCUGGGCCAGCAGGGUUUUGUGCAGGUGAGCGUGUCCCCCUCAGUCCCUGAGCUCCUGCUCCAGCUAGACAGCUGCCACCUGGAUUUGGGGCCUGAGGCGGACAUCGUGGAACUCAUCCAGGGACAGGCAGCCAAGGGCAGCUGUGUGAGCCUGCUGUCCCCAAGCCCUAAUGGUGACCUGCGCUUCAGCUUCCUCCUCCGUGUCCAUAUGGUGCCCACACCCACAGUUGGCACCCUCAGCUGCACCAUAGCCCUGCGUGGCAAGACCUGGUCCCAGGAAGUGCACAGGACUGUCUCCAUGCACCUGAACAUCAUCAGCCCCGACCUGUCUGGUUGCACAGGCAAAGGCCUCGUCCUGCCCGCUGUGCUGGGCAUCACCUUCGGUGCCUUCCUCAUCGGGGCCCUGCUCACCGCUGCGCUCUGGUACAUCUACUCGCACACGCGUCCCCCUGGCAAGCAGGAGCCCAUGGUGGCAGUGGCUGCCCCGGCCUCCUCGGAGAGCAGCAGCACCAACCACAGCAUUGGGAGCACCCAGAGCACCCCCUGCUCCACCAGUAGCAUGGCAUAGCACCUGGCCCAGAGCCCUGGGGGCCACCCCACCAGCCCUCACCCAGUGGGAGAGACUGAGCAGCCACCAGCUGGAAACCACUGGCUGUGAACUCAUCCCAGGACCCAGCCCCUCCACUUGAACGAUGGAGCAUGCUCUCUGCACCCACUACCCCGCCUGCCUCUCAGAGGCCUGCUGCCAGUGGGGGCACCAGUUUGGAACACCGUGGAGACCCCCACCCCAGUCCACAUUCUCCUCAUCUCUUCUAACCCAGUGGGUCUGGGAUAUGGCUGACCAGGACCAUGAAGAGAAGGACCGCUGCCCUGUAUGUCCACAUCGUUGUAGAGACCCAAGGCCCUGUCAUUUGAACCCGGAUCCAGUACUGUUGACCUGGCUUGGGCAAGGGGGAGAACUCGAAACAGACCCAGCCCACCCAGCCCACCCAGGCUGACAGCACCUCCUCCAUAGGAAGAGGGCCCAGCCCAGAGCCACCUGGAUCUGGUCCCAGCAGCCCCCACACCCGGACUAGCACAACUUUGGUGGGGGUGACAGUAGUCUAAGGGUGCUCAGCCUGGGAGCUCAAAGGAUGGCAAAAACCAUGGGGGUGGGAGAGCCUAGCUCCUCCCUGCAACUGCCACUUGGAGACCCCCCACCCAGCCCAUGGGGCAGCAGCAGAUGGGGAGUGGCUGAGCUGCUUAUUCUGGGUCCACCCCUGUAUAUUCACCACCAAUAAAUCAGACCACGA